AUUGUCUCGUGUGGUCUUUCUGUUCCUGCGUCUAUUCUUCAUUCAUCGCAUUCAAACAUAUCAGCCACCAAAUUUGGUUUUAGCGACUAAUAUAUAUAUAUACAUAUAUAAAAAAAAUGUCGGAAACAUCCCUCUCAGAAAGCGACUCAAAGGCAAUUGUAAAUGCUUUUGAAGCUCUCGAUACCAGAGCGGUGCUGGAUCGCCGUUUUCCAGACAUUGGAGACGCAUUUGCUGCACCCAGCGAUAAUGAUUACCUCAAAGCUGCUGGAACCGCAGUCUUACCUAUUGUUGUCAGACAAAGCCUCCCAUUGCCUAAAAUUGCGUAUGAGCAGAUUAGAUUAAAGCCAAACAGUCCAUCAGGAAUAUUGCCAGAGAUCAAUAGAGCAUACUUUGCAAUUGGAAAACGUUUAUAUUUUGUAGAUUAUUCUCAGAGUAAUGAAUUACAAGUUUUUGAAGAAUCGAGUGAGAUUGUGGGCAUUGAGCUUGUCAAACCAAAGCCAGAUGUCUUUAGCAAGGAGAUUACUCAUGUACUUGUCAUCGCCACUGUCGACGAAAUUAAGAUUGUUCCUGUUUCCUUAAAAAAAACCGACACUGGAAAUACUUUAUCUCUUUAUUCAUCUGGACUCACAACUCCAUCUGGAAAUGUACAUAUGACUUCCUUUGUCGGCACUCCAUUUGGCCGCAUCUUUAUGCUUGGCAAUGACGGAAAUCUUUGGGAGUUAAUUUACAAGUCUACAGAAGGAUGGUUUAAUAGAAAGUGCUACAAACAACUUCAUCAGCCCACUACAAGCUUCUCCUUCUUGUUUAUGUCUCUUCAUGAUCCCUGUGUUGCUAUUUCAGCAAGCACUGACGGACGUGUUUUAUAUCAACUCCACCAAAGUUCGAGUAUUCAGGUUACUUACCUUGGAGAGGAUGGUCAAUCAUUUAUUACCAAAACCAAAAAAAGCAAUAUUCUUCAAGAUGUCCACAAUUCGUGCCCACAACUACCUUUAAAUAGCGAGAAUUUCAAAUUCAUCGCUCUAUAUGCAACAUCACCCGAAGAGUCAACCAAGUAUCAGCUGAUAGCAAUCACAUCUGAUGGUUGUCGUUUAUACUUUACUCACUUUAAAUCGUCGACGCAACUCACAAAGACGGAUCCACCUGACACUCUUGAGCUCAUCCAUGUUCGCCGACCUCCACCAUCACUAAACCCACAAUUUUACCCAACUGUGUUCAAAAAAGCUAUUUACAAAGACAGCACGAUGUUCCUUGUGGGCACUGGUGCUGAUGAAGGAAAGGAAAUAAUCAUGUCUACCUCUCCAGAUAUUGGAAAGUUAGCCAACUUGGGAGCCAGGUCAGGCUUGACAGAACUUAUGGAUCAAUUGGAAGUCCAAGGAAAGGUUUUCUCAAUUGUAGAGAUCCCUUCAGGACCAUUUGAGUUGAAUGAACUGUUGACCGAUUCCAAGAGCCACUCUAGAUAUUUCUUGGUCCUCACAUCCCUCGGAUUAACUGUACUGAAAAAACAGCGACCAAUUGAUAUGCUCAAGCGAUUGCUUUCUAGUGUGGGGAAAGAUGUCAGAGCUCGUGCUGAUGAAUACGAGACUUUCUUUGCCCAUUUCGGCCCAGCAUCCUCGUCAGCAUUGUGCUACGAACUAGCCUGUUCAGAAUUCUCCAACUGGUCCCCUUGUCCUCAACUGACAGCCGAUAUCCCAGUGACAGGAGACAUGAUUAUGCGGGUUACCGAUUUAUUGGAAACCCUGGGACAAACACCUUCUCCAAUCCCCCCGUCAUUUUCUAGCCGACAUGAUGGGCUUGCUCUCUAUCUUGGUCGUUUGAUAAAACCAGUACGAACCCACCCUUUGGUCGUUGACAGUCACAAUAUUAAAAACAAGCCUUCCAAACGUGCAGCAACACGGGAAGAAUUAGUUGCGAUACAACGCACACUUUUAAGACUCAAGGCUUACAUUGAUCAAAAUGCCUCUAUUUUCCAUCAUCUUACGCCACGCACAAAUGAAGAUCAGUCUAUUUACAGCUUGUAUAAACUCAUUGAGUUGACUAACGAAUCCAUUACUGAUAUUGUUAAGAGACUUCCAUAAAACAACCUAUCUCCAUUUUUUUACAUAAUUAUCAAAAGCUAAAUAAAGUGUUCAUAACUCUUUUUCACAUUUCAU
Messenger RNA from Phycomyces blakesleeanus NRRL 1555(-), 2150 nucleotides. RefSeq lists its product as hypothetical. The transcript is spliced from 10 exons. Bases 117 to 2075 code for a protein of 652 amino acids. The record is from RefSeq and is a predicted model, not a curated record. Gene Ontology annotation, biological process: transcription-dependent tethering of RNA polymerase II gene DNA at nuclear periphery; protein import into nucleus; RNA export from nucleus. Gene Ontology annotation, molecular function: structural constituent of nuclear pore. NCBI's taxonomy places the organism in Eukaryota, Fungi, Mucoromycota, Mucoromycetes, Mucorales, Phycomycetaceae. Gene Ontology annotation, cellular component: nuclear pore inner ring; nuclear pore.